GCUCACUUCAAUUAUCGGGUUUUCUUUGUAGUAUAGGAGUCUGGUUAUGUACUUUACGCAAUUUUCUUUCGGAGUGUUGCAAAAUGCAAACCAGGCAGAAAUUCGACUAUCGAAUUUGAAAGUCUUCGUUUUUUUGUCUGAUUUGACUAUUAUUUGCGGUGUUUUUUGCCACGAAUUUUGUUUGGUGUUGACCCAAGACUAGUAAAAUUCUUCAUUUUUGGGGGUUUUGAUUGAAACUCACUUUAAGAUCUUUGAGAAGUAACUGACGAAAUUAGAGUUUAGAUAAAGCUCUUCGAUUUUGUUCUUGCUCUGAUUUUGUAAACAGUUGAUCGGUGUUCCAUUUGUUUAUUCUUUUGUUGGACUGUUCUACGUACGUUGACGAUGGAAGAGAUUUAAUGAUUCAGUUGCUGAUAUUGCUGACAAACAUGCGCGGAUGAAAUUCGACCUACAAACAGGGAAAAUUGGCAUUCUUAUCACAAAAAAGAACAAGUGGGGUUUUAAUCCCUUCCUAAACUUCUUAAGCGAGGUUUUUUAAGAGAAUCAUGCAAUCUUGUCUUCUUGUGGAUUUCAAAACAUCUGUGUAGAUUUUCAUAUAUGACUGAGAAUGGGAUCGGCCUGCUGUGUUGCUGCAAGGGAUAGAACCCUAUCAAACAGAACUGGUAGUGAAGCUUUGCAUAAUAAUAUUAGGUAUUCACCAUCAUGGAGCUUUCGAUGGGAUAGUCGAGGGCGUGUAGCAGGUGAAGUGGAAAAUCCUGUAAAUCAGUUUUCCCAUGGAGUUCAUGGGAAUUUGGGCUUGGAGUUUAAGGAGCAAAGACAUGUGGAAACAGAAUACGUUUCUGGUGGUGGAAGUCCAGCUGAGAACUUUCAAACACCCAUGUGGCAAAAGUCCCCAGUCCAUGAAGGAACUUUUGGAAGUUUGAGGACUCCUACUUCAGAUUUAUCCGUGGGAAGCAAUUUGUCUACUGAGGUAAAACAUUCUAGAGAAUUGUCAGCAGCUGAUGAUCCUUCACCGCCUAAGCUUUCAUUUUCUGUACCUUCAACUUCCUCUUCAACUAAAGGGGAUCUGGUGUCUCAGAGCCAUGCUGAGUCAAUGCGGUUAAGGCGAGCCCGCCGAUCACCAGGGCAUCAGCUUUUUAGGCAGGUUUCUGAUAGCCGAAUCCUAGGAUUGAAGUCACCAAACAACUCAGUUUCUGAAGGAAGACAAUCAUUUGUGUUCUCAAUGUGCAGCAAUGACCUAACUAUGGGUUCCUAUGGUGGGUCUUCAGAUGGUUGGUCUAUGCGCACCUUUUCAGAACUCGUGGCCUCUUCCCAAAGAGAAAGAUGGUCUUUCGACAGUGAGACCUUGAUGUCUGGCCGUGGUAGGAUAACUAGAUCCAACAGCCAGCUAUCUGCUUCUCCUUCCAUUGAUCUGCAAACAUGUGGGGUAUGCUCGAAGCUUUUGGCGGAGAGAUCUUCAUUGAGCACCCAGAAAAUCAUAGCCACAAAUGAGAUCUCUGUGGUUGCUGUUCUUGUCUGUGGACAUGUGUACCACGCAGAGUGUUUGGAGAGCAUUACACCUGAAACUGAUAAGUAUGACCCUUCUUGCCCUGAAUGUUGUACUGUUGGGGAGAAGCAGAUCUUGAAGAUGGCUAGAAAAGCAUUGAGGAGGGAAGCGGAUUUGAAAUCAAAAAGCUACAAGAUAUCUAGGAACCAAGUGGUGGAUAGUGAUUUAGAUGAUGAUUCCAUUGUGUCUGACCAAAGGAAAAGUGGCAGGCGGGAGGGAAAAGGUCCCAAAAUGGGAACCAGUUCCAGCAUGAAGAGCUCCUUCGGCAGGCCUUUCCUCAGGCGACACUUUACACUUGGGUCAAAAACAAGUAGAUCCUUAUCAGAAAGCGAUUCUGCAAGAAAGAAGGGGUUCUGGGCAAGAUACCGCAAGGAGUAAGCUCUCCCCACCGGUAAAGUUAGCAGCUUCAUUUUCUAUAUAUGUUGCUUUUUUGUUGAUACUAGUGUUAUUGGAAAAUUCUUCCUUCUUUUCCAUUGCCAAAUAAAUUCAGUAUUUUUCA
Nelumbo nucifera (sacred lotus) is the source of this 2042-nucleotide messenger RNA. RefSeq lists its product as uncharacterized. NCBI's taxonomy places the organism in Eukaryota, Viridiplantae, Streptophyta, Magnoliopsida, Proteales, Nelumbonaceae. The record is from RefSeq and is a predicted model, not a curated record.